Vicugna pacos (alpaca) is the source of this 1373-nucleotide messenger RNA. The record is from RefSeq and is a predicted model, not a curated record. NCBI's taxonomy places the organism in Eukaryota, Metazoa, Chordata, Mammalia, Artiodactyla, Camelidae.
GGAGAUAGCAGAAAAACAGAUCCUGACCCAGUCGGUCUGGGGUGGGGCUGAGUCUGCGUUUCUAACAAGCUCCCAGGUGAUGCUGAUGCUGCUGGACCCAGAGCCACUUUGAGCCACAAGGGCCUAGCCAACUGGAUUGGCUGCGGGAAGGGAGGCCACCGGGAGCCCAGGUGAUGAAGCCCAGCAGUUUGUGCCAUCGAUGCCGCCUGCCGUGAUGGUGGAGUGUCUGGAGGCCCAGCUGGUGGUCACUGUCAACAAGGACCUUUUCGGCACCGGGAAGCUCAUCAGGCCUGCAGACCUCACCCUGGGCCCUGACAGCUGUGAGCCGCUGGUCUCUGCGGACACAGAUGCUGCGGUCAGGUUUGAGGUCGGGCUGCAUGAGUGUGGCAAUGGCAUGCAGGUGACCGAGGAUGCCCUGGUGUACAGCACCUUUCUGCUCCACAACCCCCGCCCUGCGGAAAACCUAACCAUCCUGAGGACUAACCACGCCGAGGUUCCCAUCGAGUGCCGCUACCCCAGGCAGGGCAACGUGAGCAGCUGGGCCAUCCUGCCCACCUGGGUGCCCUUCAGGACCACAGUGUUCUCGGAGGAGAAGCUGGUUUUCUCUCUGCGCCUGAUGGAGGAGGACUGGAGCGCCGACAAGACGACGCCCACCUUCCAACUGGGAGACAGAGCCCACCUCCAGGCCCAAGUCCACACCGGCAGCCACGUGCCACUGCGACUGUUCGUGGACCACUGUGUGGCCACGCCGACGCCGGACUGGAACACCUCUCCUUCUCACACCGUCGUGGAUUUCCACGGUUGUCUCGUGGAUGGUCUCACCGAUGCCUCGUCUGCUUUCAAAGCACCCAGACCUGGGCCAGAGACACUCCAGUUCACGGUGGACGUGUUCCAUUUUGCUGAUGACUCCAGAAACACGAUAUAUAUCACCUGCCAUCUGAAGGUCACUCCAGCUGACCAAGUCCCGGACCAACUGAACAAAGCCUGUUCCUUCAGCAAGUCCUCCAAUAGAUGGUCCCCGGUAGAAGGCCCUGCUGAUAUCUGUCAAUGCUGUAACGAAGGGCGCUGUGGCAUUCCAGGCCGUUCCAGGAGGCUGUCCCGCCUAGAGGGACAGUCUGUUUCCCGCAGUCGCAGGCAUGUGACAGAAGAAGCAGAUGUCACAGUGGGGCCACUGAUUUUCCUGGGAAAGACGAGUGACUACGGCGUGGGAGGGUCGACCUCCUCUCCCACCUCUGUGAUGCUGGGUGUGGGCCUGGCUGCUGUGCUGUCCCUGACCCUGGCUACCAUUGUCCUGGCUGUCACCAGGAGGCGUCGGGCUGCUUCCCACCCUGUGAUAUGCCCUGUGUCUGCUUCACAAUAAAAGAAGAAAGUGA